Messenger RNA from Rotaria sp. Silwood2, 1269 nucleotides. The record is from the annotation of a GenBank genome assembly. NCBI's taxonomy places the organism in Eukaryota, Metazoa, Rotifera, Eurotatoria, Philodinida, Philodinidae.
AUGAUUGAGAGUGGUGAAGAUUAUAGUUUAGGCUUUCCCACUAGUCCAAAAACACCUAAUACAUAUUCACCUGAAUUGGAACGAUUAUGGCGUGAGACAUCUCAUCUUCGUGGUGAUCCAUCACUUAUACUUGAGACACCCAAUGUUUAUGAGCAAGCAGCUCGUCUUAAAAAACUUGGUGUUGUCGAUCAUAUAAGUCAAUUUGACAUAAACUGUCCUCAAAAUAUAACUGAUGAAUUAAGCAAAACACCAUCGGCUAUGUCUUUUUCAUCAUCAUCAUCGACUUGUUCAUCUGAUUUAAGUCCACCUGCUCAUCUUGUUCCACUUCAAAUGCAUCAUCAUUAUCAUCAUCAUCAUCCAUAUUCAACUACAACACAAGCAAGUGAAGUUUCAUAUCAACACCCAGGUUCAAAAAUUCGUACAAGUCCAUUAAUUCAUUCACCUACGGCUUUACUUCUUUGUCGAAAACGUCUUCCAUUAGAUAAUGAAUUAGUCAAUGAUGAAUUGUCUCCAACAACAACAUACGAAAAUUUUAUGGAAAAACAACGUCUAUCAACAUGUUAUUGUCGAUACCAUAAUCAAACAACAAAUACAGCAUUACCUUGUUCAAACCCAAUUAACAAUAAUACACAAAUUAUUAAAACAGAAUCUAUACAAUAUUCAUCAGAUUAUUCAAUGGAUUUUGAACAUCAAUUAUAUGAUGAUAAAACAUUUUCAACUACAUCAUCAGAUGCAUAUUCAUCAUCAUUACUUAUUCCUAUUUCAUUCCCUAUUGAUAAUACUCAAUCAUCAUCACCAUCAUCAUCGUCAAUUCCUGAUUAUAGUUUAACUUCUCCAAUGGGUGGAUUUGAUCAAACUGGUAUCAACGAUAUGUGGUCUCCAUCAAUUGUACCAAAAGGUCGGAAACGUUCAUCAACAAAUACAUCAAAUGGACCAAAAACAAAACGCAAAGCUUCUUGUUCAUUACAGGAUAAUAAUACAGAAGGAGAUGCACAACGAAAUAAUACUGUGAUUCAUGUAUGUAGUCAUCCAGGAUGUGGAAAAAUAUAUAACAAAUCAUCACAUUUACGUGCUCAUGAGCGAACACAUACAGGUAUUAAACCAUAUUCGUGUCAAUGGCCAGCGUGUGGUUGGAAAUUUGCACGGUCGGAUGAAUUGACACGACAUUAUCGAAAACACACUGGGGUCAAACCGUUCCCGUGCAAAUUUUGUGAUCGAGCUUUUGCUCGCUCUGAUCAUUUAACACUUCAUAUGAAACGUCAUCUUUAG